This is a messenger RNA of Colletotrichum orchidophilum, 1941 nucleotides long. Its product is annotated as fungal specific transcription factor domain-containing protein. Gene Ontology annotation, molecular function: zinc ion binding; DNA binding. The transcript has a single exon. NCBI's taxonomy places the organism in Eukaryota, Fungi, Ascomycota, Sordariomycetes, Glomerellales, Glomerellaceae. The record is from RefSeq and is a predicted model, not a curated record. Gene Ontology annotation, biological process: DNA-templated transcription. The coding region runs from base 1 to 1941 and encodes 646 amino acids.
AUGACUACACCAGCCGCCAACCUGGCAACCCCAGUCUCGCCCCCUUCCACGAAUGCGAUCUCUGUACGAGACGUCGAACGACCCGAUGAAUCCUCAGGCUCUAGGACGUAUCCAUCGAGGUCGUCAAGUCGAGGCGGAGGUCGCCAGGGCGAGAGUAGCGGCCAAGAUCAGCCAUCAGAAAACCUCGUCGGCAAUCUCUUCAAAAGCCGCGAUGCGCCGUCCUUCUUCGGGUCCUCCUACUUUGGCCCUCAAGCCGCCGCAAAAAUCAUCCAAGCGCCCGCUCCAGAGCUGUCAUCUGGUCUCAGCUCAAAGCCCCAGGCGGGUUCAACCCACUCGUUCCGCGAUGAAGGUGGCCCGUUUUCCCAAAUAUGGGAGCUACUCGGACUGCUGCCGCGCAAGAAGUCGACAGUCGACAGGCUGACGGAAUGCUUCCUGAACGAGCUCAACUGGGCGAUAGACGCUGUUCAGCCAAAUUCUUUCAAGGCAAAGUAUGAAAACUUUUGGUCGCGCAAGUUCGGCUUUGACGAUUUCGCCACGAUUGAUCUUCGCUGGCUCGCUCUGCUAUUCAUCGUUCUAGCCUAUGGCGUGUUGCUGGACUGUCCGAGGCCGCGGAACAGGGAGGUCCAGCGAGAGGUUUACGAUACGUCGCAACGGUUUUACUGGGCUGCCCGGAGAGCCAUCGUGAUCGCCCCGACCUUUUACGGCGAGUCCACGGACCUCGUGCGAGCCGGUGUUCUAGUCACUCGGUAUCUCAUUUACACUCGUCGCGUGCCGGAAUCCUGGCUUACAACGAGCUUUGCUAUGCGAAUGGCUCAAGCUCAAGGCAUGCAUAUCGACGGUGAGAGGUGGAGGCUUCCAAGGAAGGAAACGGAGACCAGGCGGCGAUUGUGGAGCAAUCUUUACAUGCUUGAUAAGACCAUUGCUUUAGCUCUCGGACGGCCCUUUGCCAUUGUUGAUCAACAGUGUCUUGUCAAGCAGGCGUCCAAUGUUUGGCUAGAUGACCUGGAUGACGAGGAGGCCGCCUCGGUCCCAGAAGCACCCCUUUCCGAACCAACUGCAAGCGUCUUCAGCCGCCUGGCUCACGAACUUGCCGUCGUCGUCGGCAAGAUCCAAGAGCGAUGCUUUGGUCUGUUCACAGUCUCGUACGAGACAGUUCUCACGCUCGACAAGGAAAUCGAUACUUGGAGGGGCAGGCUACCACCGUAUUUCGAAUUAGAGGACGCAGACAACUCAAAGGACGACCGCCUCCCGUUCCUCCCUUGGCAGAGGCUACAUUUGCACAGCAUGUACCACUUUGCGCGAGUCACCCUCCACCGGCCGUUCCUCCUUCGCCAAUCGAUCACGAAUAGGUACAAGCACAGUCACGACGUCUGCAUAGCUUCCGCCUGCGCGGAUCUCGACAUGGGCCUCAAGAUGUUCAACCAACCUCUCAACGAUCGGUUGAAGUGGAGCCUAGGGCCGCACAAUCUCUUCAACAGCGCAUUGGUCCUGGGCAUCAUUGCGGUCCGCGAUCCUCACUCCCGGCGAUCUCAAGCUAUCCUUGAGGACUUGGCCGCGUACUGCGAGAUGCAGAGGAACGACGUGUGGCUCAAUGAGUUUGCCCUCGCUGAAGUGAAAAUAGUCGAGCUCUGUGUCAAGAAGGCUAGACAGUCCCAUCCGCCGCCAGCCAAUACCCUAGUACCGUUGGCUCUUGCAUCAGCCUCGCCUGGGCGGCGCUUUUCUCAACCGGCCGGACAACCGCCGGUAAUGGAGACACAACCGCAAUUGCCUGUUGAGAGUCCAGACUUUGAUCCUCUCAUGGCUGGCUUGGGGCUUCCUUACAGCACGACGAGUGCGCAGAUGACUUGGGAUGAUCCUGGAUUUUUCCUGCCUGAGAGCGGGGACCUGUCGCAAUGGGAACAUGUCAUCAACACUCUCAUGCAUGAUCAAGCAAGCAUGUGA